AGGACUAUAGCCGGACAAAACCCCAUGACGCUUUGCAAGAUGCAACCAGAAAUUGAAGGAAUGAAGCCUCAAUUCCACCCCAACCCUCACCAUCCCUUCUCUCUUCCCUUACGACCACCACCACCGCACCACCACCACCACCAUCCCCCGCUUCUCCACUUCCAUCUCCCUCUGUUCCUUCAUCGCCCUUGUAGCUGCCCGCCUCUCCUCCUCAUCCCUCACCAUCACCACCACCCCAGCUGCCCUCUCCCCUUCCAGCCCAGGUCUUCCAACGUCUCUUGCCCCAACUUCUCUCCAAUUCCACCAGCCGUGCCUUCGUCGCAGCCCAUCCAGAACCCAUGUCUGGUUCCUUCGAGGGCUGCCGCAGUCGAGAGCUUGGAAGUCUCUGAGGCCCAAACAAUGGAUAGUUCAGCACUCGAGUUGCAACAACAGGAAUGGAGAGAGGACCAGGACUUGGAAGAUGAAGAAGACGUGUUUGUUUUGACAGAUGAAUGGAUGGAGUUUUUUGCAAAAUCUGAGGCUAAAAGGAGAUUGGCUAAGCAGCGCAAAAAGAAGGGAGGCAAGUGAACUGCUAGCUAUAUAUGAUUGGGCCUUCCGAAAACGUUUUACUUCAAACAGUGUCUACUCAGAAACUUUGUCCUAACAGGAAGUUGGAGCAUUCUAAAUUUUUGCAUCUGCCUCUGGACCCUUAUAUGCAGAGUUUGAAGUUGACAGGCAUUCAGUGCUGAUGCUAUGAGGGUAUUUACCGCUGUAGUAUUUCUUAAUCCCACAUUUUGAGAACCACAGAUAUUUGGCACAUUAAGCUUGUCUUUAACAGGUUUUCUACGGUGCAAGUCAUAUCGUAUAAAUUCCCCAUAUUUUCAGACAUGAAUGAAGUGAUGCUUAGAUGCUGUUUUAUUU
Elaeis guineensis (African oil palm) is the source of this 900-nucleotide messenger RNA. RefSeq lists its product as uncharacterized. NCBI's taxonomy places the organism in Eukaryota, Viridiplantae, Streptophyta, Magnoliopsida, Arecales, Arecaceae. The record is from RefSeq and is a predicted model, not a curated record.